CUCCUCCCCUCGGGAGGUGGGGCCAGGAUGGGACAGAGGCAGAGGUAGUUCCCACUCCUUUCCCCAGCACUUGCUUCUCAAGGAGUCAGUCUGAGUCAGGAGGAUCCACCGCUGGAGAGCAAGUGUCACCUGUAGUGUGGCCUGAGCAGCUGCGGCGACGAGGGUCAUGCGGGUGGAGCUGAACAAACCGGGCAGCAGAGAAUUUAAAAAUCCUGGUGGCCAGACCGGCUCCAACAGGAUGUUGGGGUGGGGGGACAGGCAGGAGUAGUUUUCAAAGCUCCCCAAAGGGUGCAGCCAAGGACAGAUGCCCCUGCAGUGGAGGUAGAGAGGGACGCUCGGGGCCACCAGUGCUGGGCGGCAAGCCAGCGCCCUUGAGGUUAGUAAGUACAGGGAAGCAGCAGCGGGAAGAUUCUCUGAAGACUUAUUAGAUGGGAGGAACCCCAGGCAGCAUUGUUUUGUCAAAGGAAGGUGUCCCCAUCCCCAGGGUCAGAGUUGGCAAUUCUUAACCUCUGGAGCUGGACACAUUUCAACUGUGCUCCUGGCCCCACAAAGGAUUACAUUCGGCCCGUCUGAUUGCUGAACGGAGAGAGACACUGACCCGCAGCUCGUUUCCGGCAGCCCGGGUGCAGAGCUCCACAGAGAACACAGGACCCAAGAUUGAGCUUUAAAGAACACCGAGCACCUCCUACCACUUCAGACCAAAAGCUACCUAAAAUCAGGAUUAUUGACCCAGAGGAAGAGCUAUCCAUGGAGAAUAGCCCCACUAUGGCUAAAAUGGACCAGGGUGAAAAUCAGGUUUUACCAAGUCCAAGAAGAAGACGCCUCCCCAAGGCACUUGGCUACGUCACUGGUGAUAUGAAAGAAUUUGCCAGCUGGCUUAAAGACAAACCACAGGUGCUCCAGUUCGUAGAUUGGGUUCUUCGGGGCAUAUCCCAAGUGGUGUUCGUCAGCAACCCCAUCAGCGGAAUCCUGAUUCUGGUGGGGCUCCUCGUCCAGAAUCCCUGGUGGGCUCUCAAUGGCUGUGUGGGAACAGUGGUCUCUACCCUGACGGCCCUGUUACUUGCUCAGGACAGGUCAGCAAUUGCAGCCGGGCUGCAGGGCUACAACGGCACCCUGGUGGGAAUACUCAUGGCUGUCUUUUCAGACAAGGGCAACUAUUUCUGGUGGCUGUUAUUCCCUGUGUCUGCUAUGUCCAUGACUUGUCCAGUUUUCUCAAGCGCACUGAACUCCUUGUUCUGCAAAUGGGACCUCCCCGUCUUCACCCUGCCCUUCAACAUGGCGUUGUCAAUGUACCUUUCGGCCACGGGACAUUACAAUCCGUUCUUCCCAGGCAAACUGUUCAAACCUAUAACCGAGGUUCCCAAUGUCACCUGGACUGACCUCAGUGCCCUGCAGCUGUUGAAAUCCCUGCCCGUGGGUGUCGGUCAGAUCUACGGCUGCGAUAACCCGUGGUCGGGGGGCAUUUUCCUGGGCGCCAUUCUGCUCUCCUCCCCGCUCAUGUGCCUGCACGCUGCCAUCGGGUCGCUGCUGGGGAUAGCGGCAGGACUCAGUCUUUCAGCGCCAUUUGAGAACAUCUACUUUGGACUCUGGGGUUUCAACAGCUCUCUGGCCUGCAUUGCAAUGGGAGGGAUGUUCAUGGCACUGACCUGGCAAACCCACCUGCUGGCUCUUGCCUGCGCCCUGUUCACUGCCUACCUUGGAGUCAGCCUGUCACACGUGAUGGCUGUGGCGGGAUUGCCAGCUUGUACCUGGCCCUUCUGUUUGGCCACACUACUGUUCCUCUUGCUGACCACGAAGAAUGCCAACAUGUACAGGAUGCCCCUCGGUAAAGUCACUUAUCCUGAAGAAAACCGCAUCUUCUACAUACAAGCCAAGAAAAAAAGGAUGGUUGAAAGCCCUUUGUGAGAGCAACCGCACCCACAGCCAUGGUCACAAGGGGUGGCUGACCGACUGCCCCAGGUGACCCCCAGGGUCUUGGCAAACUGCUGUUUUUUGCCCGUAACGACUUUCGUACUACUAACCCAUUGGCAAUCUGCUCUUAGGCUCAUUUUGUAGCUUUCUCUUAGACUCCAGGAGCAUCCCCAAACAUGUGAGAGACCAGAUGGUGUGCCCUGGUGGGGCGUUGGUGCUAAGACUAAUAUAUUCAUAAGGUCAAGUGCUCCAACAGAACGAAGACAUGAGACCAGAGCUAAUGAUUGACAUUUAUUGAUAUUCUUGGUGUUUGGUUGGGCUACGUGAUGUUAACAGUAUUAAAAAUUAAGCUCUCCAA
Messenger RNA from Lynx canadensis (Canada lynx), 2269 nucleotides. It is a transcript of the gene SLC14A1, whose product is annotated as solute carrier family 14 member 1 (Kidd blood group). The transcript is spliced from 10 exons. NCBI's taxonomy places the organism in Eukaryota, Metazoa, Chordata, Mammalia, Carnivora, Felidae. Gene Ontology annotation, molecular function: urea transmembrane transporter activity. Gene Ontology annotation, biological process: urea transmembrane transport. Gene Ontology annotation, cellular component: membrane. The record is from RefSeq and is a predicted model, not a curated record. The coding region runs from base 748 to 1905 and encodes 385 amino acids.